GUCUCUCGUCCACUGGCUCCGUUUUUUCUCCGUGUGCGGUUCCUAUCUCUCCUCUCUGUCCUCUCGCUUUUAUACAUCUCUCCAUUAUCAUUUCCUCUUCACACUAUCACAGCCACACAGACACCCAGAAAGAGAUUGGACUGGAAAAUCUUCAAAAACCCUGAAAGAUUGUGAAUUAAAAAGAUGAAAGGUGGGGUUAUUGUUGAAGAUGGAUUCAUAUACGAAGAAGAAACCCAUCUCACCGUUUUCAAAACCUCUGUUUUCUUCUCCGGCGAUGGCUUCACUGUCUACGAUUGCAAAGGAGAACUCGUCUUCCGAGUCGACUCGUACGGGCCCGACACUCGCGACACGGGCGAAGUUGUCCUCAUGGAUGCUUCUGGCAGGUGCCUCCUCACUGUCCGCCGAAAGAGGCCGAGUCUGCACCAACGGUGGGAAGGUUUCGUGGGAGAGAGAACGGACGGUCAGAAACCGAUCUUCAGCGUGAAGAGGUCGUCGAUAAUCGGACGGUCGAGUUUGACGGUGGAGGUGUACACUAAUCCGGGUGAGGAGUACCAGAUUGAAGGGUCGUUCGCGCAGAGAAGUUGCACGAUCUUCGAUGCAGAGAAGCAAUCGGUGGCUGAGAUUAAACGGAAAGUGGAUGCUUCGGCAAAAGUGGUGCUUGGGAAAGACGUCUUCUCUCUCUUCGUCAAGCCUGGCUUUGAUGGUUGCUUUGCCAUGGGAUUAGUUCUUGUUCUUGAUCAGAUCAACGGUGACGAUUUUGAUGAGGCUGGUGGGGUUGAGGUGGUGGAUCCACUGCUUGUGAAUUCAAAUCUGUCUUCUUAGAUUUUGCUUUCACUUUUUUUUAUUUUUUUAUUUUUUUAAGUUUUAUUUUAAUGGUUUGGGUUGAAUAAAUUGUGGAUUUGUCAUUUUCUCCGUUUUGGAAUUUUGUUUAUAUAGAGUAUUUUAUUUUUGUUAUA
Camellia sinensis is the source of this 956-nucleotide messenger RNA. Its product is annotated as protein LURP-one-related 12. The record is from RefSeq and is a predicted model, not a curated record. Lineage: Eukaryota; Viridiplantae; Streptophyta; Magnoliopsida; Ericales; Theaceae.